Messenger RNA from Schizosaccharomyces cryophilus OY26, 1018 nucleotides. Its product is annotated as fumarylacetoacetate hydrolase. The coding region runs from base 13 to 675 and encodes 220 amino acids. The record is from RefSeq and is a predicted model, not a curated record. Lineage: Eukaryota; Fungi; Ascomycota; Schizosaccharomycetes; Schizosaccharomycetales; Schizosaccharomycetaceae. The transcript is spliced from 2 exons. Gene Ontology annotation, cellular component: mitochondrion. Gene Ontology annotation, molecular function: acetylpyruvate hydrolase activity.
ACAAUUCACACUAUGUUGUCUCGGGCAAGUAAAAUUCUUUGUAUUGGAAGAAACUAUGCUGCCCAUAUUCGUGAGCUUAAUAAUGCUUUUCCCAAAAAGCCCUUUUUCUUUUUAAAGCCUCCAAGUGCAAUCGUGGGACCAGGCCAAGGAAAGUUACUCUUUCCCUCAGACGUGAAGGCGCAUUAUGAGGUUGAACUUGGUCUUGUCAUGGGUUCCAAGCUGCCUGCUCGUCAACCCAUUUCUCACCCCAAGUGGAUGGAGGCCAUUGCUGGGUACUUUGUCGGAAUAGAUGUUACUGCACGCAACAUUCAGGAUGAAGCUAAGAAAGCAGGGCUUCCUUGGACGUUUGCCAAGGGAUACGAUACUUUCUUGCCAGUAGGUCCGUUCAUUCCCAAACACCUGAUUCCUGACCCUCACAAUGUCAUUGUCGAGCUUUCUCAAAAUAAAAACAUCGUUCAGCAUGAAAGUACAUCAUUGAUGUUGAAUCGUAUUCCAAGGAUCUUGGAGAGCAUUACGGAGGUCAUGUCUUUGCAACCUGGAGACCUGAUAUUGACUGGGACACCGAAAGGCGUAGGACAAGUGUUUUCAAAAGAUGUUUUAUCAGCUCGACUCUUGAAUGCUGAAGGAAAAGAAAUUAUCCCCAGUGCUUUCUCCAUACAAGCUGAUGUAGUCUAACAAUGACCGUUUGAAAAUGCUGCAGUCUAUUUCACCUAAACCAAGUGAAAUCAGCAUUCACGUCGCUACAAACGCAAAAUGUGAAUUCAUUAUAUACUCAUUCAAGAAGCUCAUGGGAUUGAGUGCUUUCUUUGACUUCAUUCAUUAAAAUAUUCAUCUAUAGGAGACUAUAAACUACUUUAUUUCACUGGUACAAACGAAAGGUCUAAUAAAUUGCUUUCAUUCUUUUACUCAUUUUGUAUUUGAAACGCUUUACUUGCAGAAUUUCUCUUCUUGUUUGUUUAUUAGUGAGUAAAUUAAAUUUCUAAAUAGCAGCCGGAACAUCUGUUGAGGGCAAUUCUCC